Molecule: messenger RNA, 308 nt
Organism: Racocetra fulgida
Lineage: Eukaryota; Fungi; Glomeromycota; Glomeromycetes; Diversisporales; Gigasporaceae
Source: the annotation of a GenBank genome assembly
CAAUGUCAACUAUCCGAGAACGCUUUUUUAAUGUGAACAAAACAUUUAACCUUUCUAUUGAGGACUUCAACAAGCAGUGGGCACUUGUUAAUAACUUUUGGACAAGGCUCAAUGGUUAUACAUUAGAUAAUGGUGAUGAGCGCAAAACUUUCGUUUGUAGACUUUCAAAACCUAAGGAAUCAAGCGGAAGAAAAGAAAACCUCCCCCCUGAAAAGCUUCGCAUAACCUGGAAAAGAGACGCUGUGAAUUGUGAAGCUAAAAUCAAAAUAACGUGGUUAGCGGCAUCGAAUAUGGUUAUAAUUGAGAGG